AGUCCCAAAAAGAUAAACCUAGUCUUGUUAAGCUCUCAAAGGACCCUGCACCAUGUCAGGGGGCUCCCAAGGGGAAAAGGUGCUGAGUAAUCUGGGCUAUAAGCUAGGCCGUACCCUGGGUGAGGGCAGUUACUCUAAGGUGAGGGUGGCCACCUCAGCCAAGUACAAGGGCCCGCUAGCUGUCAAGGUAGUGGAUCGGCACCGGGCCCCCCCCGACUUUGUACACAAGUUUCUGCCACGGGAGCUCUCCAUCCUGCGGAUGAUCCGGCAUCCUCACAUUGUACGGAUCUUUGAGUUCAUCGAGGUCUGCAAUGGGAAACUCUACAUCGUGAUGGAAGCAGCGUCCACGGAUCUGCUCCAGCUGGUGCAGCAGCUGGGGAGACUACCUUGUGUCCCCGAGGCCCGGGACAUCUUUGGACAGAUCGUGGGUGCUGUGCGCUACCUGCAUGACCGGAACCUGGUGCACCGGGACCUCAAGUGUGAGAACGUCUUGCUCACCUCUGAUGGCCGCCGGGCAAAGCUCACUGACUUUGGCUUUAGCAAAGAGGCACGUGGCUACCCAGACCUGAGCACUACCUACUGCGGAUCAGCUGCCUAUGCCUCCCCCGAGGUGCUGCUGGGCAUUCCCUACGACGCCAAGAAGUAUGACAUAUGGAGCUUGGGGGUGGUGCUCUAUGUGAUGGUGACUGGCUGCAUGCCCUUUGACGACACCCACGUCCUCAGCAUGCCCCGUCGCCAGAAGAAGGGGGUUCUCUACCCUGAUGGUCUUCCUCCUCUGCCUGAGCCCUGCAAAACCCUCAUCACCCAGCUGCUCCAGUUCAGCCCAGCCUCCCGGCCUGGGGUGGGACAUGUGGCCAAGAACUGCUGGCUGAAAGGGGAUGUCUAAAAAGAAGCAGCUUUUCCACUCUAGUACCACAUGGUCCAGCUGAGACACUAACUGUGCGGAGCUCCAGCAAGAGCGGUUUUGAUCAUGUGGACCAGUUGGCUGGAGAUUUACGAAAAAACUGACCACAUGAAGCUGCUGAGGGUAAUUAACUGAGCAACAACCAUGUGGUGUUGCUGACAAGGAGGGAUUUAAAUGGAUAGCAAUCACACCGAGUUCUCAGCUGUGGAUGGACUCUGAGCACAUGGAGCAUUGAAGUGCUGCCUGCUACGUGUGUGUAGUACAGCCCCUGGGCAGUAUGUAGCAAACUGCACUCCUGCCAGCUAGCUGUCUUGGACAUUUCAGCAGAGUCCAUUGUGCUCAGAGAUGCAGGUAGCUGGAAAGAGACACUAUUUGCCUGCAACCUCCAUGACUGUGCAAUAAACUCUGUCUGUCCUUUG
Molecule: messenger RNA, 1323 nt
Organism: Malaclemys terrapin pileata
Lineage: Eukaryota; Metazoa; Chordata; Testudines; Emydidae
Product: testis-specific serine/threonine-protein kinase 6-like
Exons: 1
Coding region: 53-886 (277 amino acids)
Biological process (GO): microtubule cytoskeleton organization; protein phosphorylation; intracellular signal transduction
Cellular component (GO): cytoplasm
Molecular function (GO): tau-protein kinase activity; protein serine/threonine kinase activity; ATP binding
Source: RefSeq, a predicted model, not a curated record